AGCAAAGAAGAACUAGAAACGAAUCCAUUUACACACUCUGGAGGGGGGCCUUGAACGACUCGUAUUCAUCCGUCAACGAAACGAACCAAGGAAAUAUAUUUAACCUUCCUAUCAACCUGAAGUCAAUUUUAGAGUAGCGUCAGGCCCCCUCCUAAAUAUUGACUGAAAAUAGUAGAUUUCUAGACUGAAUCAUGGCGGAUUCGAGCAACAGUGCUGCUUCGACUGGAGCUACAGGCUCGAAUACUGGUGCCGCCGGGGCUGUUGAGCCCGAGGGAGCUACUGGAGRUGCGGGGAUCAAGCCCGUUUUGGAGGUGGUAAAGGGGCAGAACUUUGACGUUGGCCCCCGCUAUGUCAACCUCUCGUACAUCGGGGAAGGGGCCUAUGGAAUGGUUUGCUCGGCCAAUGACGUCAUGACGGAUUCUCGCGUGGCCAUUAAGAAGAUCAGUCCAUUUGAGCAUCAGACGUACUGUCAGCGCACACUGAGGGAGAUCAAGAUCCUGCUGCGGUUCCGCCAUGAAAACAUCAUCGGCAUCAACGACAUCCUGAGGGCCCGCCGCAUUGAGUGCAUGAGGGACGUCUACAUAGUGCAGGACCUGAUGGAGACAGACCUGUACAAGCUCCUGAAGACCCAGAUGUUGAGCAACGACCACACCUGCUACUUCUUGUACCAGAUCCUGAGAGGCCUGAAGUACAUCCACUCUGCCAACGUGCUGCACCGUGACCUCAAGCCCUCCAACCUGCUCAUCAACACCACUUGCGACCUCAAGAUCUGUGACUUUGGGCUGGCACGGAUAGCUGACCCAGAGCAUGACCACACAGGCUUCRUGACAGAGUAUGUGGCUACGCGCUGGUACAGGGCUCCCGAGAUCAUGCUCAACUCCAAGGGCUACUCCAAGUCCAUUGAUAUCUGGUCAGUGGGCUGCAUCCUGGCUGAGAUGCUGUCCAACAGGCCCAUCUUCCCUGGGAAGCACUACCUMGACCAGCUCAACCACAUACUGGGGAUCCUGGGCUCUCCCACUCCGGACGACCUGAACUGCAUCAUCAACAUGAAGGCCAGGAACUACCUGCAGUCUCUGCCUGAGAAACCCAAGAUCCCCUGGAACAAGCUGUUCCCCAAGGCGGACAGCAAGGCUCUGGACCUGCUGGGCCGCAUGUUGACKUUUAACCCUAUCAAGCGCAUCACGGUAGAGGAGGCCCUGGCUCAUCCCUAUCUGGAGCAGUACUARGACCCCACUGAUGAGCCUGUAGCAGAGGAGCCGUUCACCUUCACCAUGGAGCUGGAUGACCUGCCUAAGGAGAAGCUGAAGGAGCUCAUCUUUGAGGAGACGUUCCGCUUCCAGGCCACCUACCAGGGCUCCUGAGACAUAGAGCUUUGAAGACGAGUGACAAAGCGAGUCUUGAAACCGUCUUGGAGUCUUGAAACAGGAAGACUCCAAACGACAAGAUACAAAAACAACAUAUAUACAGCAUACAAAAAAAGGACCAGAAACAUUUAACAGUUAGUAUUUUCUUAUAUAUAUAUUUUUAUUUCUAUCGCAGGGAAGUUGUGUUUUUUUGGUGGGGUGGACUGUUGUCUACUUAAAGGAAAGAUUCACCCAUUUUGAAUGUUAUUUUGUUUAUGUGCAUCUCAGCGACGUUCUAUUGAUUCCCGGGUUAUUUCAUGUGUAUCCUGAGCUAUUGCCAAUCAAACAGGCAGAAAUUCGGAUGGUAUGUCGUAGCAUUGUGAUAAAGCCGCUAUCACUACACUGUAAGUUAAUAGGAAUUUGACUGUUAGAUCGCAAAAACAUCUAUAAUACAUGUCAGAAUACUGGCUGAUGUCACACGGGAGGUUGUCUUCUCUCGAAUGAGCCAUUGAUCAUAUUUUUGUGAUUAUUCCUACCUCGAAAUGUGUAAUUAAACAGAGGGUCCACCACAUUUCUCCUAUUUGUCUGCUCUUUUUAGUUGAUGAUGCAUUUCAUGGUUCCAUUGCAUAUGUCAGACUCAGCUCUACGAGGCACAUCGAGCUGCAGGUUAAAUAUGGUGAGAUUGUAGACUCCUAAAUUGAUAGUGCUGUUUGUUUAGGCAAUUUUACAACUAACUAUUUUACAUGCUGAUAUUGACUCUGGUGUUAUUUUUGUGUAGCUACAUUUGCUAGCCAGCUUGCCUGCCAGCCCAGCCCGCCAGCCAGCCCAUAAAGAGAGCAUUGGAUUGUGGGUUUUGUUGUCGAAUUGAGCUGCAAUUGAUUUCCAUUUUCACAUGUUGCUACCAACCUUAUUAUAACAACAGAAUGAAACAUUUGUUCACAAAAAUAUUGUUCUUACAUUAGUGUUAUUUAACACUGUAAAUUAUAGGAAUGAGUGGUGUUGGGUGGAUGUUUUCUUUAAGUACUACUGUGCUCAUUUUAACCACCAUCAGGAUACUCUUCCCUCUUCUUUUACUGCUUUCUGCGAAGUGUGUACUGUUUAAAAAGCAAGAACUUAAUCUUAUUCUCCCGUCUUACCAACUCCAUUUACCACUCUUCCCUGUGAGCCUUUGUUCUUUUUCCCCCUCUGUAAAUCUGUGUUCUUUCUUUCCAUCUCUUUCUCACUAGUCACAGUAUAUGUUACUGUAUUAACCAACACCUUAACUGUCUGUCUUGCUCCAUGGAAUUAUUGUUUGAGAAAAAAAGAAAGAAAAUAUGGAUGGGUGCUGGUUAUAUGUGUACAUACAUGGUUUUGUUUGAGUGAUCUCGUGGCGGUUUGGUUUGUACACCGUUAUUUUAAUGUUUAUGAUCAGUCAGGAGUCYUAUUUGUAUGUUUUGAAGUUUAUAUUUGAGAAUAAUUUAACGUUUUUGGGGGGGACCACUGAUUUCUAGACAUUCUUUACUUGCAAAAACAAACAUUCUGUGUUUUACUGGCAUGUUGAAGUUUUAUAUUURGUUGUAUUUUCUUUAGAAAUGAUGUAUGUUGUUCAUCUAAAUGAACAUGCAUACAUUCUUGAAAUGUACAAAAGUGGCAAAGGGAGAGUGGGAUGGAGGCAUGGAGAGACGAGAAAUGGCUUGAAUCGUCUUUGUACUGUAACCCACAGCUGGCUUUCUCUAUCCACACUUAUAAAGAGGACGUCAGAGUUUUCAGAUAGAAAUACAUUACCUAGAACAGGCAUGAUUACCCCACAUCUUAGAAAUGCUGACGUGAUUCCCCUAUUCCCCUGUGCUAGUCUGACUCACUAACACCGAUCAGCGACAUGCCACAGACCCUCACCGGUCCUUAAAUGGAAGGUUAAGAAAAAAAACUCCAAUCUUUGUUGGAGAGGGGUACCUAUAGUAUGUUUCUCUUUGCCCAAAACCAAAUUCAAUUUGAAAUCAGCCUCCAUAUUAGAAAAUGUUAAGUUCUCUGCCUGUUUGCCAUUCCUCUCUCUCUCCUCCCUUCAUGUGUCUGGUAUCGUUUCAGGGAGGACAGUGAUCUGUAAAUAUUGUUCAUUUAUUUAGUUGUGGAGGGUGGCAGGCAGAAUCAGCAGAUAUACGGCUGACAUUUACUUUAAGCUUGUGUUAAACUGAUAAUGGUUACGGUGUCUAUGGUAAUUAGUGGCUGAUUUGCUCUUUGUUUUAUGGUGAUUGUUGCUCAGAGCUUAACGCAUCGCUGUCAGAUCUCCGAGUGUCACAUUUUCCACUCUCAUCUAACAGUGGACUGUGCCAUUUUGGCAUAGCACAUCCUCUGCCCCUCAGAAGCUAUAAGCCUCUUCAUUGGUAGAAGUGGCCCUACUUUCAGAUCUGGGAUCAGUUUAGCCUCUCCUAAUCCUUACAUUUAGUCAAUAGAGGAGGCGGAAAGUAAAUCUGAAGCCAUGGCUGUGUUCAGUACGUUCUGGAACGUUCAAUUGAACGGAAGCAAUGCUGUACUGAACGACCAGUUGAAAAACAGGGAUGGGUUGGGUAACGCUGUCAGCAUGGCUACUGCCCUUUUUUWAAAACGCUGUCAGUUAUGAGCAAACACACCUCAGUGUGUUCAAGAAUGUUUUUGGGAAACGUGUCGGUCAGUACAAACCGUUCCGCAAUGUAGCAAAUGUUAAAGCGAACUGAACGCACCUCUGAUCGAUCAGUGCAUAUGGGCAGGAUCAUCCAUUCCACACCCCUCAAUUACCAGCCAUGCUUUACUCAAAGGGCUUUACCCCUCAGGUCGCACCCACCUUACAUUUAUCUCGCUUCUGAUUGGCUGAGACCUCCCAAAUCACAUCCCAGGUUGCGCUGCCAUUCAUUUACUCAUUUCUUUUUCUCUUAUUUUCUCCUGUACAUUUUUUAUAUUUUUUUUGUUCCUCCCUCGAACUGAUUACUUUUCCCCCCCAUCAUGGCUAGAAAUUAAAGCAGAUCUGGUUUAAAGGGGAGGAGCAUUGCUUGAGUGACAUCUGUUCGUCAUGUUGGGGGAAGAGGGGUUACUUGSGUCAAUCAUCUCAAUCAGCGCACCUGCACUUUGCCACAGUAACCAAACUUUUUCCCCUAAUGUUUUUUUCUUUCUUGUUUUAGUCUCAUUGGCCUAUUCUUUUGCGCUUACUUAAAUGUAUUUUUCCUCCCUCUAAUCUGCUUGUUUUUCUGGGCAGAUUUUUCAUGGAAGCUCACUGGAGSACGUCACACUUUUUAUUGAGUGUGUGCGUGUCAAGUGUCUUAACACACAUUUGCAGUGUCCCACCCUGGUCCGCACUGUUUCAUUGUGUGUGUGUGUGUAUAGUCUGUCGUUGAAACACAGCAGACACUACUCCAAUCGGCAGGAUGUAUGCAUGUGUCUCUCUGCGUCUGUGUUUUAUCGUUUUGAAACGCACUCCAGAGGCUUUCCCCUUACUUGUAUCUGCAUGUUUGGAUUCUUGUGACUGUCUGUCGUUCUCUGACCAAAAGCUGCUUUACUAUCCCCCAACCCCUCUUUACCCCUCCCCCUCCCCACCAGCGACACGACCCAACUGACCGCCAGUCUCAUCGGAGGACCAUGCGAAUGAACCAACGGGACCAUGUUUGCAAUACGCAAUCACUCACUUUUUCACAGACACACGCAUACACACAUCCUUGCACACAACACACCACAUAUGUACACGCACACAYUACAUGAAUAAAACAUGCAUAUUCAGGCCGGUUUCUAAAUAAUGUCCUUUUUUAAAUGGCUGUUCUUAUUAUUGUUAUAGUGAUGAGUUGUUUUAUUUUUUUUUAAUACUAAGGGAGUUUUUUUUUAAAUUAAUGUUUUUAUUUCUCUUUUUUGUUUCUCUUACGGUUGUGCUAUAACUAGUAGUGUUUUCACAGAUAUGAGCUAUUGAGGGUUAUCGUCUAUGAGUAUUAUGAAUUAAACAAUUAUAUACAUAUAAUAAAUACAAUUCCUGAUACUGGUAAA
Molecule: messenger RNA, 5324 nt
Organism: Salvelinus sp. IW2-2015
Lineage: Eukaryota; Metazoa; Chordata; Actinopteri; Salmoniformes; Salmonidae
Product: mitogen-activated protein kinase 1-like
Biological process (GO): protein phosphorylation; intracellular signal transduction
Cellular component (GO): nucleus; cytoplasm
Molecular function (GO): ATP binding; MAP kinase activity
Source: RefSeq, a predicted model, not a curated record